GGGAAUCUGGUCAUUUGGCUCCUUCACAUGUAAAUGAUGCAGUAUAGGUGAAAUAUCCCUUUAACUGGCUUCUAUGGAUCUGACGUGCAAAACAACAACUAAAGCCAGAGAGCGGCGGUGAGGAAGCUGACGGCGCCCCCUGGCAGUAAUGGGGCCUUUAUUUCUGUUUUUUCCUCCUGUGCUGCUGCUUUCUUUGUUGCCACAGCCUCGACCCUCACAGUCUUACUCACUGAAACACUGCACGAUCGCUGCCUCUGAAAACGCCUCGGCCGACGUUUCAGUCGACUGUUCAAACGGGAAACUCGUCGCCGUCCCGGACGAUAUUCCCAGACAUGUGACGACGUUAGCCCUCGACAACAACAAGCUCACCAGGAUCAACCAGACGGACUUCAGGUAUUUGUCAAGGCUCCGAGUUUUAACCCUGACGAUCAAUGACAUAUCUCAGGUAGAUGACGGGGCUUUUGUCCACCUGGUGGCGCUGCGUGAGCUCAGCAUGGCCGGUAACGACUUAGAAAACAUCACAGACAACAUGUUUAUCGGACUGUCCAACCUCUCAGUGCUGCAGCUGACAGGCAACAUAAUUGAAUUCAUUUCUCCCUCAGCCUUUGACUCUCUCCUGAGUUUACGGGUGGUGAUGCUCGACUCCAACUCCCUCUAUCGAAUGGCAGACAUCCUGCCGAUCUUACGGCUGCCAAACAUAGAGGAGUUAUACAUCCAAAAUAACGAGCUGACCACUUUUCAGUCGGCAGAUCUGCCGUUUAACACGUCCUCAAACCUGAGGGCGCUGAACAUAUUUCUAAAUCCACUAAAAAACUUCAGCGUCACAGCAGACGUCUUUCCACGCCUACAGUUUAUAGGCGUCUCCGGCGUCACGGCGGACUGGCAGUGGGAUGUCCCGGACCGGUCAUCGCUGAGCCGGCUGACCAUGCUGGCGGUUGGUGGGACUCAGCUGAGUUUUGCGGGAUACCGGUCGGUCCUGCAGAGCGCAGACUCGGUACAAGAUCUAACACUUUCCGACCUGAAGGAGUGGAUCGAUAAAGGGAUCUUGGAUAUCGCCUGCCAAAUUCCUGCACUUAGGACAUUUGUUCUGGGUCUGACUCAGGUCGAAUAUGUAGACGACAAAAUUCUGGCGUCUUGCUCUCAGCUGACCAGCUUGGAUCUGUCAAUAAACGGACUGACUAAACUGUACCGGGAUUCUCUGAGCUCAAUGAAGCAGCUGAGGAAUUUGAGGUUAACAUCAAACCACCUCUCAGAGACUCCAGCUGCUGUCAGAGUUCUCUCCAAACUGGAGGUCCUGGAUCUUGGUUUCAAUGACAUCGGUAAGCUCAGCUGCUCAGACUUCUUCAACUUAACACAUCUCGAAGAACUUUACCUGAACCACAACAACAUUGAUAAACUGAGUGAAUGUAUUUUCCAAAACCUGAAUAAUUUGAAAGUGCUAAGUCUUGCAGGAAAUUUUCUAAUUACCUGCGGAGAUGCUUUCAAGACGGGUUUACAGAAACUUGAAAGUUUGGAUUUAAGUGGGAAUUAUCUCAAGAAAAUCAGGAAUGGAGAUUUUAGAAGUUUGUCUUCGCUCAAGUCGUUGAAUUUGGAAUCAAACACUACUUUUGCAGAUGUGGACAAUGGGGCUUUUAAAGGACUGGACAAACUCUUAACACUCAGUCUCUCUUUAAAAACCCGGAGCUAUGAUGUCAUCACAGGACUGCAGCACUUGAGAAAUCUUUCCAUACGUAUUGAUUUUCCUCUUAAUACCACACCCACUGUGAGCCUCGGUGCACCGUUACCAUCUCUGAAAAGACUCAGAAUGUCGAGUCUCAGGAGGCAUUUUUUUGGGGUGGUUCAAGAUCUACUCGUCGGUCUGGAGUCUUUGGAGCACUGCGCUUUCGAAAAUUUCCACAUUAGCUUAUCAGACCCAGACACAUUUAAACAAACACCUCGCCUGAAGACUCUUAGGAUAGUACAGACUGAUCUGUCAGAUGUGAGCCCUGAACUCUUCUGGCAAAUCCCAAACCUGGAAGCUCUGGAUUUUUCUGACAGCAAACUCAAGUCCCUGGACUUCCUGGGCCAGGCCAACCUGAGCAGACUCACCUGGCUGAAAGUGAGUGAAAGCGAGCUGACGGUGAUCAAUGAGACUGUCUUCCGCUUCCUCCCUGCUCUAACAUACCUGGACAUGAUCGGGAACCCUUUCACUUGUGACUGCUCCAACUCUGGCUUUAGCUGGUGGAUACAGAACAACAAUCAGACACAGGUUGCUAACGGCCACCGAUACGCCUGCGCUUACCCUCUGAGCAAAAAGGGAUCCGAGUUUCUGAACUUUGACAUCCGUUCCUGCUGGUUGGACGCUAGCUUCCUCUGCUACAUCUGCACCGCCUCUCUGACUGUGCUGACUCUCCUCACAUCCUUCAUCUACCACUUCCUGAGGUGGCAGCUCGUCUACGCCUACUACCUCUUCCUCGCCUUCCUGUACGACAGCAGGAAGAGGAGGAAGGGACCACCUCACCACUACGAUGCUUUUGUCUCCUACAACGUUCAUGACGAGGCCUGGGUUUAUGGGGAGAUGCUGCCAGCGCUGGAGGGCGAGCAGGGCUGGAGACUCUGCCUGCACCACAGGGACUUCACACCAGGGAGGCCCAUCCUGGAGAACAUCACCGAGGCCAUCUACAGCAGCAGGAAGACCCUGUGUGUGAUCAGCCGGCACUACCUGCAGAGCGAGUGGUGCUCCAGAGAGAUCCAGAUGGCCAGCUUCCGCCUGUUUGACGAGCAGCAGGAUGUGCUGGUCCUGCUGUUUCUGGAGGAGAUCCCGGCCCACCAGCUGUCCCCGUACCACCGCAUGAGGAAGCUGCUGAGGAGACGCAGCUACCUGAGCUGGCCGCAGGGCGCCGCCCACAGCGCCCUCUUCUGGCACAACGUGGGCCGAGCCCUGCGGACGGACAGCCGCCCCGCCCCGCGCACACACCUGCUGCCCGGACCCUGAGCCCCGGGGCCGCCACCGCACCAGGAAUCAGUCUGGUGAUCUGGGUUUUGACGGUGUUAGGGCCGUGGAGCCAAAAAAACGUCAAGUUGUACAUUUUCUCACUUGGUGAACCACCUGUGCUGCCCCCUGCUGGCCGUGUCUCAGGCCUGCAGCUGAUCCCCUCAGCAGAUUCUACUCUGACAUGGGAUUCAGGAACAAGGAGAUCCUGCUGAUCUGAGCCCAGAAUCAGCAGAUUGUUUUCUUCUGAAUCGGACCGUCUCUCUUUUAAACACAAGAAGUCUCAUCUGACAUUUUAAAUAUCUCAUUUUAAUAUUAUACAGUUUUCCUGUAACUUUUUAAAAUCCCCAUGAAAUGACAUCAUCCCGCACUUGUGGCUGUAAAUGACAAAUAAACAAAUCUGUCAACAUCCUCUCUC
Molecule: messenger RNA, 3389 nt
Organism: Myripristis murdjan (pinecone soldierfish)
Lineage: Eukaryota; Metazoa; Chordata; Actinopteri; Holocentriformes; Holocentridae
Product: toll-like receptor 13
Exons: 4
Coding region: 149-2974 (941 amino acids)
Biological process (GO): inflammatory response; toll-like receptor signaling pathway
Cellular component (GO): plasma membrane
Molecular function (GO): protein binding; signaling receptor activity
Source: RefSeq, a predicted model, not a curated record